Penicillium daleae is the source of this 1707-nucleotide messenger RNA. RefSeq lists its product as uncharacterized. The transcript has 4 exons. The coding region runs from base 1 to 1707 and encodes 568 amino acids. NCBI's taxonomy places the organism in Eukaryota, Fungi, Ascomycota, Eurotiomycetes, Eurotiales, Aspergillaceae. Gene Ontology annotation, cellular component: fungal-type vacuole membrane. The record is from RefSeq and is a predicted model, not a curated record. Gene Ontology annotation, molecular function: transmembrane transporter activity. Gene Ontology annotation, biological process: transmembrane transport.
AUGUCGCUCGUGCAGCAUGUCUCCGCCCUUGAGGGUGUCGACCAUGAACCAGAAGCUCAAAUUGAUGAAGACUUUACGCCCAUUGCACGCAAGAUCAGUUACGAUGUGUUACAGGCACCAAGUCAGCCUAUGCCGGUCGAGGAACAACCACCAGCAACUCCUGCCUACAAAGUUUCUGCUGCAAAAAGAUUGAUACAGGUCAUCUUCACGAUUCUGGCGUGUUGGGUUGCGUCAGGUAUCUUGUUUGGAUAUGCCGCACUGAAGCCGGUCCUGGUGCAGGAGGGUGUCUAUCACGAUCAAUGUACCGAUAAAGAACUACAAGAAGGGGUCGAACUUUGUAUACAGCAGGAUUUGAGACUCAACCUCUGUUUCACCAUUGCGUCGAUCACCGCCAAUGUCUCAGCUUUGCCUGUUGGGACGAUCCUCGAUCACUAUGGAUCGAGGAUUUGUGGCCUGAUUGGCAGCGUACUUCUUGCCAUCGGCAGCCUCUUCAUGUCAUUUUCAUUCAUUUGGCCUGAGUUCCACGGAUUCAUUGCGGGCAACUUCUUCCUAGCAUUUGGGGGGACUUUUAUUUUUGUUCCAUCUUUUCAAAUUGCAAAUGCAUUUCCCAAGCAUGCAGGCUCUAUCGUCGCGCUUGUGACAGGAUCAUUUGAUGCUUCUGCCGCCGUCUUUCUUCUCUAUCGCCUUGUCUACGAGGCAUCGGCCCAGAAAUUUACCCCCGAUAAGUUAUUCCUAGGGUACUUGGCCGUCCCAGUGUUGAUUAUAAUCGCACAUUUGUCCUUCAUGCCCAAGCGGGACUAUUAUUCAACGCUUCGAUUGGAGGAUCAGAUUGAAAAGGCCGAAGACGCCACUCGUGAUGUACAUGAUUCCGAUCAUGAAAUUGACAGUGACAGGGAGCUACAACGGGUGCGCAGUAGGCGCGCCGAGCGCCGAAAGGAGAUAAUUGAGAACAUCAACGAAGUUCUCGGUGAUGAAUAUGAGAGACAGCAAUGGGCCGAGCGCGAGGAAGAUCGCCAUCAAGUCAGUCAGGUCUGGGGAGUAUUGCAUGGACUGCCAGCUCACCGGCAAAUGAUGACCCCGUGGUUCAUCUUGAUUACUCUGAUGACAAUCAUCCAAAUGGUUCGCAUGAAUUACUUUAUUGCCACCAUUCGAUCGCAGUACGAGUACAUGCUUGGUUCCGACCAGGAUGCCGAACGAAUUAACGAAUUUUUCGAUGUCGCCCUACCCGUCGGUGGUGUUCUUUCCACUCCUGUGAUUGGGGCGUUGCUGGAUCGUCUGAGUGUACCGGCAACCCUCAGUCUUAUCGUGGCUUUCACUACCAUCAUCGGCGUCCUGAAUUCUAUCUCUGCCAUGUGGGCAGGGUAUUUGACUAUCACACUCUUUGUCCUCUUACGCCCUCUCUAUUAUUCAGCCAUGUCCGAUUACGCAACAAAGGUCUUCGGCUUCGCAACCUUCGGUCGAGUCUAUGGAACGAUCAUCUGCCUCUCCGGACUUGCCAAUUUCUCUCAAUAUUGGUUGGAUUCAGUCACCCAUGGAAGAUUCAAUGGAAAUCCAGUCCCGAUCAACGUGGGCCUGGUGAUUGCAGGCUUCCUCGUCGGUGUUGCGCUUGUAGGGUUUGUCGCUGUAGCCGGCUGGAGACACAUAAACGAGGAUGGCAACGAGGGUGAGAGGGAGCCAUUGUUAUUGGAGGUGGACGAGGAAGAAUGA